Amaranthus tricolor (Joseph's coat) is the source of this 552-nucleotide messenger RNA. Its product is annotated as NAD(P)H-quinone oxidoreductase subunit J, chloroplastic. Bases 1 to 477 code for a protein of 158 amino acids. The record is from RefSeq and is a predicted model, not a curated record. The transcript has a single exon. Gene Ontology annotation, molecular function: NADH dehydrogenase (ubiquinone) activity. NCBI's taxonomy places the organism in Eukaryota, Viridiplantae, Streptophyta, Magnoliopsida, Caryophyllales, Amaranthaceae.
AUGCAGGGUCGUUUGUCUGCUUGGCUAGUCAAACACGGGCUAGUUCAUAGAUCUUUGGGCUUCGAUUACCAAGGAAUAGAGACUUUACAAAUAAAGCCCGAAGAUUGGCAUUCCAUUGCUGUUAUUUUAUAUGUAUAUGGUUACAAUUAUUUACGUUCUCAAUGUGCUUAUGAUGUAGCACCAGGCGGGCUGUUAGCUAGUGUGUAUCAUCUUACGAGAAUAGAAUACGGUGUGGAUCAACCAGAAGAAGUAUGCAUAAAAGUAUUUGCUUCAAGGAGGAAUCCUAGAAUUCCGUCCGUUUUCUGGGUUUGGAAAAGCGCGGAUUUUCAAGAACGGGAAUCUUAUGAUAUGUUGGGAAUCUCCUAUGAUAAUCAUCCACGCUUGAAACGUAUUUUAAUGCCUGAAAGUUGGAUAGGAUGGCCCCUACGUAAGGAUUAUAUUGUCCCCAAUUUUUAUGAAAUACAAGAUGCUUAUUGAAUGGUAAGGAAUUUAUUUUCACUUCUACGACAUAAAGACUUUUUAUAUUAUAUAUGUUCUGCUCUAGAUUAAAUA